AUUGACACCUCUUCCACUCAGCCGUGGCACUUAGCAGGCAGACCACCACCGUCUACAUCCCGCGUGUCUCAAGACAAGAAAGCACAACAAAUCCCCUUCUGAUGCCUUGUUGUUGAAUUCCAGCGUGUCAUUUAUCGUGGGGUCAGAGGUCUUUUACGGACAGGAAUCGACAGUUGGGGUUAUAGGAUGAAGUACUGUUCGCACGACGACAAAUGAGUCAUCCUUAGCUUCCAUAAAGAACGAGAGAAAACGAAAGUGCUGAUAAAGAGAGAGGGAUAAAAAGAGUCGAGAGCUAAGACCUUCAGAAUGGGAGAAGGACCAGGAUCUGGUUCGCAAGGGCUCUCCGUGCCCUCCCCGCUGCCACAGCCUCCUGCAUCUCCCAUGACGAUGCAGAGGAUCGAAGACGACCUAGAGGAUCUCGAACUGGACGAGGUAGAACAAAUCCUAACCACAGAGGAGAAGCGGUUCCUCUUGUACGUGGAACGAGGAGACGUGGCUUCCGUCAGACACAUUCUGAAGAAGGCCAAGAAGGAGAACAAGAAGAAGCCCGGCAGCUUCAACUUGAACUGCAUGGAUCCUCUGGGACGCUCGGGCGUCAUCGUGGCUGUGGAGAACGAGAACUUGGACAUGAUCCUGCUGCUCCUGGAGGAAGGUGUUCUGGCGGAGGACGCGCUGUUCUACGCCAUCGCUGAGGAGUACGUGGAGGGCGUCGAGGCCCUGCUGACGCAUGAGGAGAAGAUCCAUGUCUCCGGGGAACUCUAUUCCUGGCAAAAGAAAGAGAGCGAGAAAGCUAACUUCACCGGAGACAUUACGCCCCUGAUCUUAGCGGCUCACAAGAACAAUUACGAAAUCAUCAAGCUGCUCUUGGACCGAGGCGCGACCCUCCCGAUGCCCCACGACGUCCGCUGCGCCUGUGACGAGUGCAUCAUCUCCAGUGCUGAGGACUCACUCAGACACUCCCUGGCUCGCAUCAACGCCUACCGCGCCUUAGCCUCGCCGUCUCUCAUCUGUCUCUCCAGCAAAGACCCUCUUAUGACAGCCUUUUCCCUUUCUGAUGAUUUGGAGAAACUUGCUACACUGGAGUACGAGUUCCAGGAAGAAUACUCGGCUCUGAGGACACAAGUUUUAGAGUUCGCAAUGAGGCUAGUAGACGAGACUAGAAGUUCGGACGAACUGGAAAUCGUACUAAACUAUGACCCGGAAGGAGAACCAUACAAAAAGGGGCAGUUCAUGCACUUGAAUCGCCUCAAAGAUGCUGUCGACAACAACCAGAAGCAGGUGGGUAGACGGGGACUCUGCUGUUCGAUCAGACUCACGGCUCUGUUCCUGACGACGCGCGCGGUCUGGGCGGGACAGAACCCCUACUUCCCGAGGGAGAUGUGGCCGCCUUUCGACCCCAUGUUGGUUUCGGAAGCCAUGUUUUGUGCUGGGAAUAUUCUUAGCUUCCUGAAGUUGGUGCACAUCUUUAGCGUGAACCCACACAUGGGCCCUCUGCAAAUCGCUCUCGGCAGAAUGGUGGUUGACAUCAUCAAGUUCUUCUUUAUCUACACACUUGUACUCUUUGCAUUCGGAUGUGGCUUGAACAAUCUUCUUUGGUAUUACGCCGACAUAGAUAAGAGCAAAUGUUAUUCAUUGCCUAAUGGAUUACCCAAUCCUACCCAAGCGCGUUCAUGCGAAAUCUGGCGAAGGUUUUCUAACCUCUUCGAGACUUCACAGUCGCUUUUCUGGGCUUCCUUCGGACUGGUUGACUUGGUUAACUUCGAACUGACUGGAAUUAAAUCCUUCACGCGGUUCUGGAGUAUGCUCAUGUACGGCUCCUACAACGUCAUCAAUGUCAUCGUUUUGCUGAACCUCCUCAUCGCAAUGAUGUCCAACUCUUACACAUUCAUUGUGGCAAAGUGUGACGUGGAGUGGAAAUUCGCUCGCUCGAAGUUUUGGAUGAGUUACUUUGAGGAGUCCCAGGAGCUGCCUUCGCCCUUCAACCUGCUCCCGAAGCUGUCCGCUCUGUGCGAAUUCGGGAAGCCCAGCUACAGGGCGUCCUUCAAAAAGCGCCAGGACCAGAUGCGGGACGACCAGUAUGAGACGGUGAUGAAGAACCUCGUUAGACGCUACGUCACGGCCGAACAACGUAACACGGACGAGGAGCUCAUAACCGAGGACGACGUCAAUGAAGUAAAGCAGGACAUCAACUCCUUUAAGUACGAGCUCCUGAACAUCCUCCGAAUCAAUGGCAUGAUGACUGGCAAUGCACAUCACAGGGAGGACACGGCUGUGGGCAAAAAGCAGCAAGCCCGAGAGCGACGACUCAUGAAAGGUUUUAACAUCGGCCUGGUGGAGGGUCUCGAACAGAGCAUGCACUUCGGGAACAAAAAGAGCAAGAAUCCCCUGCUUAACAUCGUGUUGAAGAAGGCGAAUAAAUCGGAUAAUAAGGACUGGAACACAAUGAUGCAAGAGAGCAUGAAGAAGCGCGACCCCAUCGGUUCCAGCAGAACCAGUCUCCAGCGACAGAGUCUCAGGAACAAGAAGCGCUGCAACGUGGCCUGGAGUAAGGUCAAGUUCUACCAAAAACGAGGCGUUUUCCUCGGAGGACAAAUUGACCCCAGAAUGCUGAGAGAGAUCAAGAACAGGGGCCAGGUGGCCCCCUUACAGAGUCGUUCUCUGGGAUGGCGAACCCUUCAGCAACUGCACGACCGCGGGGAAAUUACACAGGAAAAUUUAGACAGGUGUGUAAGAAACACACCAAGUCCUGGAAGCACUGCAGCACCUACUCCAAUGCCUCCCACAUCACCGACGCCUCCUCUGCCUAGAGUCGGGGUAUACACGCAGUCAUCGCCCUGUGCCACAGCCGAAGACCUCAUAUCCACAGUCAAAGGCGACGCUGUAACGCUGCACCCGACUCCUUCGCCUAAGCCGUCGCCGAAGCCGUCGCCGAAGCCGUCGCCGAAGCCGUCAAAUGGAGCCUCGAAGCCAUUUGGAACGGGCAAGGGAUGGAUUUGAAUUGGAAGCAGGAUUCGAUCGAAGAAACUGACUUGUUUAGGAAAUGAUACUUUCUUCUAUAAACGUGUAGGGAAAAUAUCGUUGAUAUUCAGGGCUUUAUCCUUGCUUCACAUUCCUCACAGAAAACUGACAUGUUAACGAAUAACGAAUACGCAAGUCUUACUAUGCAAGUAAAGCCACUUACAAGUACAAGAAGACAUGUACAAACACCAUCCUGUACAUAUGCAGAAUAAGAGACGUCUCGGAGUGGGAUCUGUAUAUGUUAAAUUAUCAAAUGAAGGCGAUAGCUCUGCUUGAAGCAGAGAACCGCUAGAUUUAUUUGUUAUUUUUCUAUUUUUUUUAUUUUUUUUUUACAUUUUUAAGUUGUUCCACCUAAUUACCAUUACGUGGUAUGAUGAAACUUAUCAUGUUUCUCAUACACGUGAAACUAACAGUAAGACUUCAGAUAUAUAUUCCCCAAUAUCGCUGUCAUUCUUUAGGUUGAACGCCACAGUGCACAAUCUGGUUGCCAGUCACGCUCGUCUUGUAUAUAUUACUCAUACUCGCCUACCACAUGCUACGUAUCUCAGCUGAAUACAUUAUCACUUAAUUUGUCACUUCUUUGAAGACUGAUAUUCUUCAUAAAUAAAGUGAACACUGAAA
Penaeus chinensis is the source of this 3639-nucleotide messenger RNA. Its product is annotated as transient-receptor-potential-like protein. Gene Ontology annotation, molecular function: store-operated calcium channel activity; protein binding; inositol 1,4,5 trisphosphate binding. The record is from RefSeq and is a predicted model, not a curated record. NCBI's taxonomy places the organism in Eukaryota, Metazoa, Arthropoda, Malacostraca, Decapoda, Penaeidae. Gene Ontology annotation, cellular component: membrane; cation channel complex. Gene Ontology annotation, biological process: calcium ion transmembrane transport; regulation of cytosolic calcium ion concentration; manganese ion transport. The coding region runs from base 307 to 2997 and encodes 896 amino acids. The transcript has 16 exons.